AUGUCUGCCUCCAACCUGACUCAGAGCAGGCCCGCAUUCUUCAUCCUGAAGGGCAUUCCUGGGCUUGAAGCCAUGCACGUGUGGAUCUCCAUUCCAUUCUCCUCCCUGUACUGUGCCACCAUCUUGGGGAACUGCACCCUCCUCUUUGUCAUCGGCACCGAGCGCUCUCUGCACAAGCCCAUGUACCUCCUCGUCGCCAUGCUGGCGCUCACCGAUCUGGGCAUGUCCACCACCACCAUCCCCAAGGUCCUCUGCAUCUUCUGGUUCAACUGGACCAGGAUCAGUUUUGAGGGCUGCCUCACCCAGCUCUUCUUCAUCCACUCCAUCUCGGCCCUGCAGUCAGCCAUCUUGACGACCAUGGCCUUCGACCGCUACAUUGCCAUCUGCCAGCCCCUGAGGUACACGUCCAUCCUCUCCAAUGGGCGAAUUGGCCUGAUCGGGCUGGCAAGCCUGGUGAGAGCCACCCUCUUCAUCCUCCCCAUGCCCCUCCUCCUUCAGAAGAUGUCCUUCUGUGGGCACAGGGAGAUCCCCUACACCUACUGCGAGCACAUGGCCGUGGUGAAGAUGGCGUGCGUCGACACCAGGGUUAACCGGAUGUUUGGCCUGGCCAUUGCCCUGGUGGUGGUGGGCCUGGACCUUUCGGCCAUCGGUUCUUCCUACGCCUUGAUCCUGAGGGCAGUGCUGCGUCUCUCCUCCCACCAGGCCCACCACAAGGCCGUCCACACCUGCACCGCGCAUGUCUGUGUCAUGCUGACCUCCUACACGCCCUGCCUCUUCUCCUUCCUCACCCAUCGCUUUGGCCAUGGUAUCCCUCCUCAUGUCCACACCAUCCUAGGCAACCUCUACUUCCUGUUCCCACCCAUGUUGAACCCCAUCAUUUAUGGUGUCAAGACCAAGGAGUUCUGGGACAAGGUGGCAAAGUACAAGUGCUGGAGGCCAGCCCCUUGA
Messenger RNA from Ornithorhynchus anatinus (platypus), 948 nucleotides. RefSeq names its product putative olfactory receptor 52P1. The transcript has a single exon. Gene Ontology annotation, molecular function: olfactory receptor activity; G protein-coupled receptor activity. NCBI's taxonomy places the organism in Eukaryota, Metazoa, Chordata, Mammalia, Monotremata, Ornithorhynchidae. The coding region runs from base 1 to 948 and encodes 315 amino acids. The record is from RefSeq and is a predicted model, not a curated record. Gene Ontology annotation, biological process: G protein-coupled receptor signaling pathway. Gene Ontology annotation, cellular component: membrane.